GUGGAGAUUAUCCAUCCCACCCAGCCAGGGUCUGUGACAGGACUGAGACACAGAUGCAGCAGCAGCAGUGAUUGAGGUGCUGGGGAGAGAGAAGUUUGGAUCAUCCAGUUCCCAGGCUCACACUUCCCAUGACCGGCAUCACUGGAAAUAUCUCACCAUUAUCUCUACCUGGUAAGCAUUGUGUGACUCUCCAGACCUCUGUAUCAGCUGACAGAUGAAAAGAAACAUGGGCAUUGCUACCCUGAGAGUUGCCGUGCUCCUGGCACUAACUGGACUGGCUAUCAGUAAAAAUGCUGGGGGGUACUUUCAAAAUCUUACUGAAACCAACACAGAUUUCUCAGUAAUGAAUUGGAGCUCCCCUAUGCCCACAAUGAAGCCAAACAGAUCCAGCCUCAUGUGCCCUGCCAAGACUAAAAUCAGUCAUGUCUUCAAGUAUAUAAACACUGCAAUAUCUUGUGCUAUUUUCAUCACUGGAAUGGUUGGGAAUGCAACGCUACUCAGAAUAAUCUACCAGAACAAGUGCAUGAGGAAUGGGCCAAAUGCUCUGAUAGCCAGCCUGGCGCUGGGAGACCUUAUCUACAUUGUCAUUGACAUUCCUAUUGUCGUGUUUAAGCUUCUUGCCGAGCGAUGGCCCUUUGAUCAGUCACUAAUCGGAGAAUGUCUUUGCAAACUGGUUCCAUUCAUACAAAAGGCUUCAGUUGGAAUCACAGUGCUCAACCUGUGCGCUCUGAGUGUAGACAGGUACAGAGCAGUUGUAUCAUGGAGCCGAGUUCAAGGCAAUGGAAUCCCUCUGAUCACAGCCAUUGAAAUCAUUUCUAUCUGGGUUCUUUCAUUUGUCCUUGCAAUCCCUGAAGCGAUUGGAUUUGUCAUGAUAAAAUUUGACUACCGGGGUGAACAAUACCGAACUUGCAUGUUCAACGCUACAUCUCCAUUUAUGGAGUUUUACAAGCAUGCAAAGGAUUGGUGGCUGUUUGGCUUUUAUUUCUGCAUACCCUUGGCCUGCACUGGAGUGUUUUAUACACUAAUGUCGUGUGAGAUGCUACAUCAGAGGAAAGGAAGCCUUAGGAUCGCUUUAAGCGAGCACCUGAAACAGCGGCGUGAAGUUGCAAAGACAGUGUUCUGCUUGGUGGUGAUAUUUGCCCUUUGCUGGAUCCCUGUGCAUCUGAGUAGAAUAAUUCGAAAAACAGUAUACAAUGAAUCUGAUUCUGGCCGAUGUGAGUUUCUCAGCUUUCUGCUGGUGAUGGACUACAUCAGUAUUAACUUGGCGGCACUAAACUCCUGUAUAAAUCCAAUAGCACUCUACUUUGUGAGCAAGAAGUUUAAAAACUGUUUCCAGUCAUGCCUGUGCUGCUGCUGCCAGUCGAAGACCCUGACAAGCACAUCACCAAUGAAUGUUACCAGCAUUCAGUGGAAAAACCAUGACCAAAAUUACUACAUAGCUGACAGAAGCAACCACAAGGACAGCCUCAACUAGCCUCAAACUCAAACAACAGCACCUUGAACCACACGAAAGAAACCAAAGUGGCUGCUUUCUCCAAUAAAUUCUCUUAAAACAAGAUAAAACUAUACCUGCAGAUAAUAAUGAACCCACCAUUCCAUUUUAGAGAAACUGAAGCACUGUCAAAUCACAGUUACAAGCACAUGUUUUUUUAUUGGCUGUAAUACAGUCUUUAUGUUUCAUACUUGGCAAUGUGUGCAACCAGGCAAUUGACAUUCUACAAGCGUUCCAGACAGCGAAGAGAUAAAUAAAGUUAUUUUGAGACUGUCAUGAAAUUACUUUGGUUAACAGUGGUGGAAUCCCUCAGGAAAACUUUGGGCCAGUAAUUGUAAAUGCUGGGACCUUCCCCAAAUGGAGCUUCAGAAUGUCACUGAAUGUACUGCAAGUCCCACUGUGUGCAAAAGGUGGAUAAACUAACAGUAUUUCUAUGGAAUUAUUAUAUGAAACUAUAAUUACUUUGUAUAUAUCAAUUUUUAUUUAACAUUGUUUCUCUAAAUAUAUAUAUUUUUAAACUUAAAGCAUAGAGGAUUGUGAAGUAUUGCAUAAUAGCAUGUGUUUUACUAGCUUUUGUGCAGGAAAGUAAAAUGUUAGGCAUAAGAGAUGUAUUUUGUAGCACUUCAUUAUUUAAUGCCUCACCUUAUACUGUGUGUGCAAAUAGUGGAUCUUUGUUAAUGCAUGGCAACAUGACGAUAAGUGUGUUCAUGCACUGAUUAUUUUAAAGAAGUAUUAUUCACAGUUUAACAUCAAACGUCAAAUGGAACAUAUUAUACAAACUUAACACAGCACAUUUUUAGGAUGCAGAUAUUCCGUUUUAUAAUGCAUUGGGAUAUAGUGGCUUGACCGGCGGUUGGGAUCCCGGUGGUCAUGAUACCCAUGCCGGAAUCCCGACCGCUUACAAUGCCGGUAGCCGAAAAGCCGGCAAACGUGCUAUUCCCACUCGUGGGUUUCCACGACACCCAUAGAGUGGGAAUAGAACCUGUGGUGAGUGCAGCGAGCCACCGAGCCAGCUGUGUGGCUAGCGUAGCGAGCCCGCAAGGGGCUCCGUUGCGCUCAGCCCCCCUUCCCGCCGGCAUUCUGACGGCCAAGAUCCCAUGGUCGGGAUGCUGACCUCCGGGAUCCCGACCGCCGGCAUUACAGCCCCAACCCAAUGCAUCAAUGGAAAGUACAAUCAUGGAGGACAACAGUAGAAAAUAAUUUCCAGGAACAUCUCACAUGUUGGGAAUGAAGUGUCGUAGCUACUGGUUGGCUAAGGUGGCACACACCAGGGACGCUAAUAGAGGAAGGGAUAGAGUGGGUGAUGCCCAGCUCAGGUACCCAAAGAUUGUAUCUCCUGGAGGACAAGCAGCCACCCAACACCAGGGAAGUCUGCCUGAAAAAUGAAACCAGUCUUGCCUUUUGGUCCAAGCUCCUGUCUCUGUUCUCCAUCAUAGAUUCUCCAGAAGUGGAGUGAGUGUGACUUUAUGUUGUUAUGAUGCAGCUAAGUAGCAGUUUUAGCUAGUUAUGGCCUUCACUUUGCCAUGGCCAUCUGGCCUACUACAUACAGUACUGUGUGCAUUGUGCUAUCCAGGUAUAUUUUAUUCUCCACCAUGUUUAACAAUAUUAAAUCAUUUUUAUGCUCAUUUUAAAAUCAUGCUUUAAUAACUAAGAAUACAUUAAUGAGUUUCUGCCUUUGUACAGAUAGCUUUAAUAUUUACUGACCACCAUAUAGUAGUAAAUAGGGGGUUAAGAAUUGAAACCUUCAAACCUCCCUUUAACCUUAAACCCAGGCUCCUAUGUCACCGUGGCUCGAAAUAGUGGAAGGAUCCACUGGUUCAAUCUUAUUUAAAAGAGCUCUAUAGAUAAGAUUUGGAUAAGAAAUUUUUUUUUUUGAGGAAACUUCCUAUUUACUACUAACUGGUUUUAGUUAGUGGAAAAAGCAUUUCAUGGCUAUUGCAACUUAUACCCAGAAAAUAAGAAAAUGUAGCAGAAAUUAUUAGUAUAGAAAGACAUGGACUUUUGUAGGUACUUACAUUUCCAAAGACGAAUGUAAAACCUACGUUGUGUUGGCUGUAUCAGUGCCUGUACACAUUCUAUGGUACCUUUAAACAUGACUGUCACAUAAUCUGCAAUACAUGCAUUUAUUAUACCAACCAGCGAGAGUGAUGAAGAGAACAUAUACUGAUGAUACAUGUAGAAGGGUUCUUAUUUUCCCCAGAUACAUGCACCAAUGAACAUUAUGCUUAUUUAUUGUUAUUUCUGUGCUUUUCAGCCAUUUAUUUAUAUAAUGAGAGGUUCAUAUUGCCCCAGUAUUAGACACAACACUGUUGUCUUGAUACCAUUGUAUCCAAAACAAACAGAAGAACAGUGUUGUGUCUUCUACCAGGAAAAAAAAAAUACUCUGAUUAAGUAAAUACUUGUCUGAAAAGCACAGUAAAGAGACACUGUAUACCAGGGCUGGCCAAACCAGUCCUCGAGAUCUACCAACAGUUCACAUUUUCCAGACCAGUUGCACAGGUGUAGUCAUUACUAAUUAAGAUGUACUGCAUUCAUUCCUAACUGACAUUCUACAGAUCUCCAGGAGGCCUGGACAACAUGAACUGUAUGUAGAUCUCGAGGACCGGUUUGGCCAGCUCUGCUGUAUACGGUAUUUAGUGAAAGUUGAAAAAGACCAUGUACAAUUAAAUAAAUAUGAUAGCCAUCUGAAAGAGGACAACAUCUUUAAUAGGUAAGAGCACCUAUUUACAUAUACAGGUUGAGUAUCCCUUAUUCAAAAUUAAAAAUCCCACAUUUUGGGGUCCUCUACUGAGAUAAUGACCAAUAUAUUAUAUAUUAUGUGUAUAUAUAGAUAUAUUAUUUAGAUAUAUAAUAUAAUAAUAUAUCUACAUAUAUGUCUUUAUCUCAUUAGGGGAACCAAAAUUGUGUGAUUUUGGAUAUGGGAUACUCAACCUGUAUACGUAUGUAUGUAUGUAUGUGUAUAUAUAUAUAUAUAUAUAUAUAUAUAUAUAUAUAUAUUUAUAUAUACACACUGGUGAAAUAUACUUAAAUUGAAGUUCAAUUUAAGAUAUGAUGUUGUCCAUAGCAACCACUCAGAUUCCAGGUAUUACGUUCUAGAAGGUGCUAGAUAAAUGAGAAGUAGAAUCUGAUUUGUUGCUAUGGGCAACAUCCCAUCUUAAAUAGAACUCCCGUUUUAGUAAAUUUAUCCCAGAGAGA
Molecule: messenger RNA, 4687 nt
Organism: Pseudophryne corroboree (corroboree frog)
Lineage: Eukaryota; Metazoa; Chordata; Amphibia; Anura; Myobatrachidae
Gene: EDNRA
Product: endothelin receptor type A
Exons: 8
Coding region: 215-1474 (419 amino acids)
Biological process (GO): endothelin receptor signaling pathway; enteric nervous system development; developmental pigmentation
Cellular component (GO): plasma membrane
Molecular function (GO): endothelin receptor activity
Source: RefSeq, a predicted model, not a curated record